UAAAUUUUGCUAAAAGUAUCAAAACUAGACAACUUUAAUUAACAUCUAUCAUUUCCCACGUAACGUCUGAAUCGUUGGCAGCAUUCGUGAAAUAUGGCUGCAAAAGUCAUUAUACUGCUAACAAUGUGUGGUAUUUUGGCUGUUCUUGAAACAGGAGUAAAGGCACUGGCAUGUUACAAUUGCAGCGAAAACGUUAAUUGCAAUGACCCUUUCAAAUCUGCUUACGCUGAAUUAAUCACCUGCAGACAUUACUGUGUAAAGGGAAAGAGAAAAGAAGAUGGAAAGGUUUGGAGGACAUGCGACGUCUACGGCGACCUGUGGAAGAUGAAUGACUGCCAAACGGGAGACACUCCAUAUGGUUAUGGAGAUCUAUGCUUGUGUUCUACCUACAAGUGUAAUGGAGUUGACACCAUGAGAAUGCCCUUUCUGCCAUUACUCAUUUUUGCAGCGAUUCUAGUAGUGGCGAGUAAAAGGUUGUUUUAAAACUUGAUACAUAAUGCUUUAAAGGAUCAUUUCAGAAAUUAUUACAUAUACAAGUAUAUUGUUUCUAAAGUACUCAUCAAUGCUUUAUUUAGUUUUUUUUCCACAUAAUUAUAUAGACAUUCUAUCACCGAAAAGAAAUAUCGAAUAUCGGCAUAGACGUCAUGACAUUGUUAAAUUAUAAACAAACUGACCAGGAUUUAAAACAAAAGUUUAAGAGAAUUGUUCCGUUACAGAAAGCUUUCGUAGGCUCGGUUAUCACAACUAUUUUAAACAUUUAAACAAUUCAUAGUUGCUAUUACUUUCUCUCUGUGAGACUUUUCGUAAUUCUAGAAGGAAGUGUGAAUUUUUAUAAACUGAUUUAAAUAAAUGUACCUUUACAAUUGUGAACGAAGUGGGGAAGGAUAUCAUUUUUAUUGCAUACCGCUACAUAUUCUGUAAAAUACAUGUAUAUAUUGUCUAUCACUGAGUAAUAUAAACUAUCCAAAUAAGAAACAUACAUGCAUAUUUUCGUCUCCGUAGAAGCGCCGAGAAAGAGCACUACCACAUUUGAUCUACUGUAUUAUAUAAAAGACGUUUCAGAAUCGAAAUGAUAUGACAGCUUAAUUCACACACACUGUAUCGAUUAUUAGGCGCGUGACGUCUACGCACUCCUAAGUUAUUAAUUCCGCGGGACUUGUUACUUCACAUGACUGAACCCUGUUAAAACAAGGUUACGCGUUGACGUCACGUCGACCUACUACAUUUGGUACCACACACGUGCCAUGGAAUAGUGCUUCCCUAUUUCAUAAAGGACAUAUUACAUCGAAAUAGUAUAUUAGCAGAUCUUUGUUCAAUAUAUCUCAACAAUACGAGUCGGCCAUACGCCAAAUACACUUGGGCUACUCUAUCAUGAAAAUACUCCGCACGUGUAAACUUUAGCCUGCCGGUGUAACAUUAAAUAUUGACCCCGUUGAAAAUUGACCCCAUUGAUCUAAAUUUGAUGUUGAUGUUGGCGGGGUCAGGUCUCAACAUUGAAAAAGGACGUCAGUAUUAAAUGUUACACCGGCGGCAAGUGUACUCUUCGCUAUUUAGUCAAUAAAUUUUCAGUGAACACACCCUUCCAAUGAUAAAUGGCACUGCCCAAAUUAGAUGAUAGACCAGUCAAUUUCAGAAAUUUAGCGGGCUAAUGGUUAAACAUGAUUCUGCUAUAUAGUAUUUCUUAAACAGAAUUCUGAUGAAGAGUGUGUAUGUAUGACCUGUGUGUAUGUAACUAUAAACUAUAAAUAUUCUAGUAAGACCUAAAUAAAAUAUGUAUUCUA
Molecule: messenger RNA, 1781 nt
Organism: Mercenaria mercenaria
Lineage: Eukaryota; Metazoa; Mollusca; Bivalvia; Venerida; Veneridae
Exons: 3
Coding region: 94-483 (129 amino acids)
Biological process (GO): regulation of synaptic transmission, cholinergic; positive regulation of voltage-gated potassium channel activity; sleep
Source: RefSeq, a predicted model, not a curated record